Messenger RNA from Penicillium canescens, 3078 nucleotides. Its product is annotated as glycoside hydrolase family 71 protein. NCBI's taxonomy places the organism in Eukaryota, Fungi, Ascomycota, Eurotiomycetes, Eurotiales, Aspergillaceae. The coding region runs from base 1 to 3078 and encodes 1025 amino acids. Gene Ontology annotation, molecular function: glucan endo-1,3-alpha-glucosidase activity. Gene Ontology annotation, biological process: mating projection tip cell wall disassembly. The record is from RefSeq and is a predicted model, not a curated record. The transcript has 2 exons.
AUGAAGCUCCUUCGGAGUCUGGUUGUUGCAACAUGCUACCUGACUCUCAAGGUCCAGGCAAGGGCAGUGUUUGCUCAUUUUAUGGUCUCCAAUACGGCCGGAUAUAAAGUCUCAGAUUGGGAGGACCAUAUGACUGAGGCCAUCCAUGCCCAUAUUGACGCGUUUGCCCUCAACAUUGCCAAUGACGAGAGCACUACCGAGGCUUCCUUGGGAAAUGCUUUCCUGGCGGCCAAGAAUACUGGAUUCCAACUGUUUUUUUCAUUUGACUACACGGGGAAUGGCCCCUGGGACAAAGCAAAAGUGAUCGAGCUUCUCAAUGCCUACGCCGGCACCUCGCUGACCUACUGGCAUCACAACGGCCAACCCUUGUGCUCCACCUUUGAAGGGCCUGGCAAUGCUGCCGACUGGGCAGACAUCAAGAAGGAGACGAAUUGCUUUUUUGUACCUGAUUGGUCAUCCUUGGGAGCUAAGGUUGCCAUGGAGCAGGCCGAUGGAAUUGCAGAUGGUCUCUUUAACUGGGCCGCCUGGCCAUAUGGACCGUCGGACAUGGAUACCUAUACCGAUGCCUCCUACCAGCAGUUCCUGGAUGGCAAACCGUAUAUGAUGCCUGUCUCGCCUUGGUUCUUCACCAACAUGCCCGGCUAUGAUAAAAAUUGGAUGUGGCGCGGGGACGACCUUUGGUAUGAUCGUUGGCAGCAGGUCAUGUAUCUGGCGCCGGAAUUUGUGGAGAUCAUUUCUUGGAACGAUUAUGGCGAGUCCCACUAUAUUGGACCCUCUUACGACAGCCACAACGAACUGGCCGAUGCCACCUACGUGGCAUUCGGCGACGGAUACGGGGAUUCGCCUUUCAACUACGCCCAAGCCAAUGAUCAUAGCGGCUGGCGAGCCUUUCUCCCCUUCCUCAUCGACAAUUACAAACAAAACGUCACCACGAUUACAGAGGAAGGUGUGUCGGCAUGGUAUCGGCUUAAUGCGGCCGGAGCGUGUGCUUCCGAUGGUGGCACGACGGGAAAUACAGUGAGCCAGCUGCAGUUAGAAUAUCAGGUCAAGGAUAUCGCUCAAGAUAAGAUCUUCUACUCUGCGCUCUUGGGUUCUGCAGCCCAGGUUACGGUCACGAUAGGUGGUGUGGAUCUGGGCGCCGUUUGGACUCAUGUUCCCAGCGGCAACGCGGGCAUCUACCACGGUAGUGUGCCUUUCACAGGCCAUUCCGGGGAUGUACAUAUCACGAUCACUCGCGCUGGAGGCACCCUGGUCUCCCUCGGCGGAGAAUCAAUUUCCAGCGGGUGUUCUAACACCAUGGGGAUCGAAAAUUGGAACGCCUGGGUCGGCAGUGAGAUGGCCGGAAACUCGAUAUCUGUUAAGUCUCCCUCCCUGGCCAAUCAGGUCUUCAUUCAGGGUUGGGGCAAGGGCAACUUUGCCGGGUUGUGUGACUUCACCUGCAGCCUAGGGUACUGUCCUUUAGGCGCCUGCGUGUGUUCGAAGAUGGGACCCCAGGCUAAGCUGCCUGUGGCCACUGGCAUUCAAGGAUAUCCCACUGCGGGCGAGAGCGCCAGCUAUAGCGGUCUAUGUUCCUUUGCUUGCAAUUACGGCAAUUGCAUUGCGGGUGUAUGUGGCACUGUUGAGGUCCCGCUCACCGUGCCCACGAUCUCGCCGUUCACCCCGGAUACUUGCACGGCUGGCUCCGGGUCUGGUGCCUUCGCCGGCUUGUGCAGCUAUGGGUGCAAUGUAGGAUACUGCCCUAUCCAUAACUGUACCUGCACAGCCACGGGCCCUUUGAACGUCCCCCCAGCCGCUAACGCCAGUACCACUGGCCUUUCCACCGUCGGCAGUGACAGUGGCCUCUGCAAUUUUGCCUGCGAGCGAGGCUACUGCCCGGGUCCAACUUGCGUCGACAAUGCAGAUCUUCCAGGCGGCUGUGCGAAUGACGAUGGGUCGGACCCCGCAUGCGCUGAGCCCACGGUCUGCAACUUCACCCUGGAUUUCAGCACGUUAGAUGCGUUGGAGGACGCGGUCGGCAAUCUAGAUCCAGUAUGUGUGGACUUCUACACGUUGGAUGGGCUGGCAACGGUACUCGAGCAGACCCUGAACAACUACACGGGAAUCACAAACAACUACGACACGAAAUUUGACGAAUAUGUCGACUACAUCAAAGAGAUCAUUCCCGAUCAGCUGAAUGAGUUCAUGCGUGUUGAAGCUCCCUAUGGCCCAGGGAACCAGUUCUUCCGGUGCACCUACAACCAUAUUGGCCGGAACAGUACCACGGGAUCGUGCCCCGGAGACAUUGGUAUUAUCUCGGGCACCUAUACGGUCUACUACGAACUGGUGGAUGAAGAAGGCUUCUACGAUAAACUGUCCGCUGACUAUGGCAUCGACGCGUCAUGGGUGCAGCUCGGGACGAGCACCUUUGACGAGACGUGUACGCCCGUUAUGGAUAAGAUUGGCUGCGAUCCAGUCCACUCGAAGUAUAUAGGAAUUCCCGUCAAGGCAGCUGACAGCGCCAUUACUGUGACCAACCCCAAAGAUAUCAUGACCCAGGCCUUGCCGAACUUGCAGAACCUCACAGCCACCAUCUCUGUGGCGAAGAUUGAGCUGGCACUAGGGUCAUGGCUUGGUGGCACGGACGAUCUCGUGCAAUCGAUUUCCAUGGCGGUCUUCAUGCUCAGUCAGGCUGUGACCAACAUGCAAGAAGUGGUCGAGGUUGCCGACUCAUACGAGGCGACGAAGAAGAAGGAGUUGAUCAACAAUAUUUUGAUGGGGGUACUCCUGGUUGUGCCGUUUUUGGGCGAGGUGGAUCUCGUGGCAGAUGCCUUCGUUGGACUAUCGCGAAUCAUUACGUUGAUUGGUGAUGCGGCGGUGGGUGCUACCACAAUUUAUGCCAUCGUGGAAGACCCCAAGAUGGCCCCACUCAUGAUUCUGGAAACCCUCCUGUUUAGUGGUAUGCGUAAUCCCGAUGAGUUCUCGGCCAUGGGCACAGCUCGGAGAGGCAUGAGCAAGGAGAAUAUCAAGAGUCUAGGCUCAGGGAUCGCCGCCCUAGACAACCAGUUCCAGGGUAUUGUUGCUAAAUGUCUGGCCAAGUAA